This is a messenger RNA of Dovyalis caffra, 1923 nucleotides long. The record is from the annotation of a GenBank genome assembly. NCBI's taxonomy places the organism in Eukaryota, Viridiplantae, Streptophyta, Magnoliopsida, Malpighiales, Salicaceae.
AUGGCCGGCGGAGAGGAAAGCCUAGUCACGGCGGUCUUCCUUCUCGACCUCGUCCACCAGAUUUGUGCUGUGGGGGUAUCCGGUGCUGGCGAUAAGAAUAAAAACAGUGAUGCUUUUAGGAAGGAUUGCAUGGAUCUGGUGCGCAGGGUUUCACUGAUGACACAUUUUCUUGAAGAGAUAAGUGGGCAACUGGGGAAUUUGAAUGCUUUGGGUUCUUGUUCGUCUUCGUCAAAGGAAAUGAAUUGGUGGUCUGAUCUGGCCGCUGCUCUCCAGUCUGCUAAGAAUCUAUUAUCGGUUGCUGGGUCUUUUCAAUCCGCUAAUAAUUCUGAUGGAGCUGCCAAGAAAAUUACGACCCUCUUUCAUGGCGUGACAUGGAAACUGGAGAAAUCAUUGGCUAGUGUACCGUAUGAUCAAUUUGACAUAUCAGAGGAAGUGCUAGAACAGGUUGCGUUGGUGAGAUCACAAUUGCGAAGAGCCACAAAAAGAUAUGGCUCAAUGAAUUCAAGGGAGAUUUCUUUUGCCUUUGCCCAGCCAAUUGACAAAGACGAUGAUCAGUUACCAAAGGGCAACCAAUUAACUAGAAGUUGGCAUAUUGAGAAUAGUGGCAGUGUCAAUCAUAAAGUUGCAGAAAACAUUGAUACUGCUAAUUCAGGAAGUAAUUCCUCAAAAGACCACACUGCAGAUCUGGUGGCCAGUGAAUCAAAUGUUGUUGAUGUGGUUGAGAAAGAUCCUUUGGUUAACAAGAGUGGUGAAGACUUAAAGAAGUCUGAUACACUUAAAAUCCCUGAUGAUUUUCUGUGCCCCAUAUCUCUGGAACUAAUGAGGGAUCCUGUUAUUGUGGCUACAGGACAGACAUAUGAAAGGUCUUACAUACAGAGAUGGAUAGAUACGGGCAACUCAACAUGUCCAAAAACUCAGCAGAAGCUCGAGCAUAUGACACUGACCCCAAAUUACGUUCUAAGAAGUUUAAUAACUCAGUGGUGUGCAGAGCACAAGGUUGAGCAACCAAUUGGGUUAGCAAAUGGGAGGAUAAAAAAGAGUGAUGGAUCUUUCCGUGAUGUUAGUGGCGACAUAGCAGCCAUCCAGGCCAUUGUCCGCAAGCUCUCAAGCCGGUCCAUUGAGGAGCGUAGAGCUGCUGUCUCUGAAGUCCGAUCAUUGUCUAAAAGAAGCACAGACAACAGGAUACUAAUAGCAGAAGCAGGAGCUAUUGCUGUCCUUGUAAACCUUUUAACAUCUGAAGAUACGUUGAUACAAGAAAAUGCUGUUACUUCCAUCCUUAACCUUUCUAUAUAUGAAAAUAACAAGGGACUGAUAAUGCUUGCUGGUGCCGUUCCUUCAAUCGUCCAAGUUCUUAGAGCUGGGAGUGUGGAAGCAAGAGAGAAUGCUGCAGCAACCCUUUUCAGUUUGUCACUCGCAGAUGAGAACAAAAUAAUAAUUGGUGCAUCAGGAGCAAUACCAGCUUUGGUAGAAUUGCUUGAAAAUGGAAGCACAAGAGGAAAGAAAGAUGCUGCAACAGCAUUGUUCAAUCUUUGCAUUUAUCAGGGGAAUAAGGGCAGGGCCGUAAGGGCAGGGAUUAUCACAGCCUUAUUAAAGAUGCUUACAGACUCCAGAAACUGUAUGAUUGACGAGUCUCUGACUAUUCUGUCAGUCCUAGCUAGCAACCAAGAAGCAAAGGUAGCUAUAGUAAAAGCCAGCACUAUACCUGUUCUUAUAGAUUUGUUGAGAACUGGAAUGCCCCGCAACAAAGAGAAUGCAGCAGCCAUUUUGCUCUCCUUGUGCAAGAGAGAUCCCGAGAAUCUUGCCUGUAUAAGUAGACUUGGUGCUGUCAUACCUUUGACGGAGCUUGCUAAAAGUGGUACAGAGAGGGCGAAGCGAAAGGCUACUUCAAUGUUGGAACAUCUUCGGAGGCAACAACUGCACUAA